CAAAUCAAGUAGAGAAUACAUCAAUUUUGCAAAAUCUAACAAGAUUAAUCAAUAAAAUUAAGUAAAAUAAAAACCUUAAAAUGUCAGAACAGAUGGACUGUGAGGAAAAUGCAAUCGAUGAGACCACCUUGGUCAAAUACAGUAAUCCAGUGUUAGUAGUUAAAAAUCCGGAAAAACCUUCAUCAAGCAACGCCGGAAAGGCAACCAGUGGAAAAUCUGUCGAUGGAAGCGAUGCGCGAAAGGAAACUGAAGAAAUUUUAAAUGAAAUACUUCCACCGAGAUCCUGGGAAGAGGACGGACAACUGUGGAUUCAGAUGGUGUCUAGUGUGCCAGCCACUCGUCAGGAUGUGACUAACUUACAAGAAUUACUCGACGCUCGACUACAAGAAACUCAAGCCCGAGAGACUGGUAUUUGUCCAAUGCGUCGCGAACUUUUCAGUCAGUGUUUUGAUGAAAUAAUCAGACAAGUGACCAUAGUUUGUGCUGAGCGUGGGUUUAUUCUAUCUCGAAUCCGUGACGAAAUAGCAAUGACUAUCGAAGCAUACGAGACUUUAUACUGUAGCUCCGCAGCAUUCGGCAUUAGAAAAGCAUUGCAAUCUCAAGAGGGUAAGGAACAAUUAUAUGCAAAGGUUAAGGAACUUGAGAGUCAAUGUGCCGCGUUGAAACAAGAGAUCACCGAUAUGAAAUAUUCAUUUGGUCAAACUGAACGUCGAUAUGAGGAAGAAAAAACUUCCGAGGAACGCAAACACACAGAGGAAGUUGCAUUCCUAAAGAAAACCAACGCUCAGUUGAAGUCUCAAUUGGAAGGAAUUAUUGCACCGAAAAAAUGAAAUAUUUCAAAUUUGCAGUGUAAUUCAUUCAGUUAUCAGUUGAAGAAAUUGAUGUAAAACAAAAGCCUUUCGACAAUUUCAGCAUUUGAGCAAGAAAUUUUAGUUCUGUCGUUUGUUCAUUGUUUACAAAUUAAAUUCUCAAUCCUAUCGCGAUGCAAUGAAUUAGUUCACAUUCAUAAUCUGUCUGAAUUUAAUCCAAAUAAAAUCUGUAAAACUGGCGUAUUAA
Molecule: messenger RNA, 1056 nt
Organism: Bradysia coprophila
Lineage: Eukaryota; Metazoa; Arthropoda; Insecta; Diptera; Sciaridae
Product: putative inner dynein arm light chain, axonemal
Cellular component (GO): ciliary base; axoneme
Molecular function (GO): dynein heavy chain binding
Source: RefSeq, a predicted model, not a curated record